AUGGAUACAAUACAAACAGCACAAACUUUUACAUGUGGAAAAGCUGUUCUCUCACUUGAUAUAUCACCAGUUAAUAGUUUAUUAAUAUGUGGUUUUACUGAUCGAUUUAUUCGUCUUUAUGAUACACGUCUUCAAGAAGGAUAUGUUCUUCAAUCAACAUAUUCAUCACAUAGUCAAUGGGUAUCAAGUGUUAUGUGGUCAAGCAAUUCCGAAUAUUUAUUUGUAUCUGGUUCAUAUGAUUCAUUAGUUAAAUUAUGGGAUACACGUUCAUUAAAAGCUUCUCUUUAUGAUAUUCAAGGACAUGAAGAUCGUGUUUUAUGUAUUGAUUGGUCGAUUGAUCAAUUAAUUCUCUCAGAAGGAACUGAUAAUUCAUCGAAAAUGUUUUCAUUUAAAGGAAAAAAAUAG
Messenger RNA from Rotaria sordida, 405 nucleotides. NCBI's taxonomy places the organism in Eukaryota, Metazoa, Rotifera, Eurotatoria, Philodinida, Philodinidae. The record is from the annotation of a GenBank genome assembly.